AUGGACUCGCAACGGCAAAGCGACGUGUCGCCUGAGGCGAUGCAGGCACGGAUCCAGCAAGCACGCCGUGAGGCCGAGACGCUGAAAGACCGCAUCAAGAGAAAGAAGGAUGAGCUCGCCGAUACAACACUUCGCGCUGUUGCUCAGCAGGCGCACGAGCCGAUCUCGCGGAACCAGAUGAUGAAGCCGAAGCGCACUCUCAAGGGCCAUCUGGCCAAGAUCUAUGCCAUGCACUGGUCCACCGACCGGAGACACCUCGUGUCCGCCUCGCAGGACGGCAAGCUGAUCAUCUGGGACGCCUACACAACCAACAAAGUCCACGCCAUUCCCCUGCGCUCGUCGUGGGUCAUGACCUGCGCGUAUGCUCCGAGUGGCAACUACGUUGCCUGCGGUGGUCUCGACAACAUCUGCUCCAUCUACAACCUCAACCAGAACCGUGACGGUCCCACUCGUGUUGCUCGCGAACUGUCUGGCCACGCCGGCUACCUCUCGUGCUGUCGCUUCAUCAAUGACCGCAGCAUCCUGACCUCGUCCGGCGACAUGACCUGCAUGAAGUGGGACAUUGAGACGGGCACACGUGUGGUCGAGUUUGCCGAUCAUCUGGGCGACGUCAUGAGCAUCAGCUUGAACCCGACCAACCAGAACACCUUCAUCUCUGGUGCGUGCGACGCUUUCGCCAAGCUGUGGGAUAUCCGCGCCGGCAAGGCCGUCCAGACAUUCGCCGGCCACGAGUCCGACAUCAACGCCAUCCAGUUCUUCCCUGACGGCCACUCGUUUGUGACUGGCUCCGACGACGCCACUUGCCGUCUGUUCGAUAUCCGUGCCGAUCGCGAGCUCAACGUCUACGGUUCCGAGUCCAUUCUUUGCGGUAUCACAUCGGUCGCCACUUCAGUGUCUGGCCGUUUACUGUUCGCGGGCUACGACGAUUUCGAGUGCAAGGUCUGGGAUGUCACGCGCGGCGAGAAGGUCGGCUCUCUUGUCGGCCACGAGAACCGUGUAAGCUGCCUGGGUGUCAGCAACGACGGCAUCAGCCUGUGCACAGGCUCGUGGGAUUCCUCGCUGAAGAUCUGGGCUUACUAA
Molecule: messenger RNA, 1080 nt
Organism: Sporothrix brasiliensis 5110
Lineage: Eukaryota; Fungi; Ascomycota; Sordariomycetes; Ophiostomatales; Ophiostomataceae
Product: guanine nucleotide binding protein (G protein), beta 1
Exons: 5
Coding region: 1-1080 (359 amino acids)
Biological process (GO): G protein-coupled receptor signaling pathway
Cellular component (GO): cytoplasm; heterotrimeric G-protein complex
Molecular function (GO): signaling receptor complex adaptor activity; protein binding
Source: RefSeq, a predicted model, not a curated record